Molecule: messenger RNA, 399 nt
Organism: Drosophila eugracilis
Lineage: Eukaryota; Metazoa; Arthropoda; Insecta; Diptera; Drosophilidae
Exons: 1
Coding region: 28-177 (49 amino acids)
Source: RefSeq, a predicted model, not a curated record
UAUAAAAUAUUACAAAACCCAAUAAAGAUGCACUUCUACUUGAUGAUUCUCGUCCUGAUAGCUCUUUCGGCCCUGGCCUUUGUGAGUGCCAACCCAGUUCCUGAUCCGCAUGGAGAGGUUAUUGUCAUUGUCAACCAACAAAAUCCAGACUGUUUCACCACAACAACUGCAUCCUAAUUUCUGGUCUCAAUUUGACAAAAAAAAAAUGCUUAACAAAAAAAAAAUAAAUAAAUAAAUACAAAUUUGGAUUUAAAUAAUAAUAAACUAUAAAAACUAAAUCAAUAUUGACGCGGCUGCUUAUGCUGAACAUGAAUUUACGUAAACAAAAAAUAUCUUUGUUUAUGUGGGAUUUUUUGUUAUUGGUUUUAAAACUUAUAAAAUAAAUGACGUAUGGAAAUA